ACCUACUCAUAUCAAUACUAAAAUGUCGAUGAUGGGAGUAGACGAAGAAGACCGCAAACUUUUCUGCGGCGGCCUUCCUCAAGAGUGCACACAGGAUGACCUCAAGGAAUACUUCGGCAAGUAUGGAGAACUUGAACGUGUUCAGCUGAAGAUGGAUCCUCAGACCGGUAGAAGCAGGGGCUUUGCUUUUGUUUUGUUCAAAGAGGUUGAGAGCCUUGAAGCCGCAUCACAGGACGAACACAGUAUCAAGGGAAAGAAAGCUACCGUGAAGAAGGCCGAUGUUAAACCCGGCAAGAUCUACCUUGGUAAACUACCCGAGUCAGGACUCAGUGAGGAUGAGAUCAAAACCUUCCUAUCAGAGUAUGGUACCGUGACUGAGUUUAUCCGACCUAUCGACAAAAUGAACGGAAAUGCUCCCAAGAACUUCUGCUUCGUCACCUUCGACAAGGAGAGAGUGAGCAAGAAGUUGAUCCAGCAGGGGAACAUUGUCAUUCAGGGACACAAGCUCAUGAUAAAGGAGGUCACUCCCAACCCACGUGACCCCAACUCCCGUGGAGGUAUGAGAGGCGGAGCCCGGGGCGGAUAUGGAGGUGGGUAUGGCGGCGGAUGGGGAGACCAGAGCGCUGGAUAUGGUGGCGGAUGGGGUGCUGAUCAGGGAUACGGUGCUUCCGCCUGGGGUGCUGACGCAUCUGCCGGAUAUGGUGGUGGAUACGGAGGUGGAUAUGGUGCGGCGGAUGGUGGAUAUGGAGCAGCUGCCGGAGGUUAUGCAGGCUACGGAGGCGGCGGUAUGGGCGGAGGAAAGAUGCGCGGCGCACCCCGUGGUGGUGGCGGUAUGGGCGGAGGACGAGGUGCUCCCCGUGGACGUGGGCGUGGAACUCCCUACUAGGAGGCGUGUCCUAUCGAUCUGCUAGGAGUAUAGUUGGCUACCUGUAAAUUAAACUCUUGCGUUUAUACCUUUUUGUGAAACUUCCAUUUUUCUCAUUAUUUUAGUUGAUGUGAGUUUGUCUUUAUCUUGUACCGACCAUUUUUUGAACCCGUAUAAAAUACAGUAUUGAUUUGAUCAAUGAAUUAUUUCUUCUCAAAAUAAACAUUUCCGGUCACAUA
Molecule: messenger RNA, 1104 nt
Organism: Eurytemora carolleeae
Lineage: Eukaryota; Metazoa; Arthropoda; Copepoda; Calanoida; Temoridae
Product: RNA-binding protein squid
Exons: 6
Coding region: 23-886 (287 amino acids)
Biological process (GO): regulation of gene expression
Cellular component (GO): nucleoplasm
Molecular function (GO): RNA binding
Source: RefSeq, a predicted model, not a curated record